Molecule: messenger RNA, 5643 nt
Organism: Drosophila mauritiana
Lineage: Eukaryota; Metazoa; Arthropoda; Insecta; Diptera; Drosophilidae
Gene: Patronin
Product: patronin
Exons: 22
Coding region: 368-5548 (1726 amino acids)
Biological process (GO): neuron projection development; cytoplasmic microtubule organization; negative regulation of microtubule depolymerization
Cellular component (GO): microtubule minus-end
Molecular function (GO): spectrin binding; microtubule minus-end binding; calmodulin binding
Source: RefSeq, a predicted model, not a curated record
UGAAAAUUUGUAAGAUUUUAGAGCAGAUCGGUGUCCGUGAUUUUCUCAAUUUAAGCCCAAUUUGUAGUAUUAAAGCUGUUGAAAAAUGCAGCGGGGACGAGCGCGAACCGUGUGAAAUGCAUGCGAAAGUCGUCGGUGCGGCAAAUCAGUGCGAAAAACAUCCCAAAUGCUCCAAGUGAAAAUCACCUAAGCUGAGGAAAACUCCAAGCCACACACACACACGCACUCGCUCGCACGCAGAAGAGACAAGUGAAAAGGAAAAGCGGUGUGUUGUGGUCAAACAUAGAGUGCGAAAAGUGCAAAAAGUGCGGAAAGUGAAGUGGCGGGCGUCGGAGAGCCGGAGUCCGUCGCAGGAAAAUCCGUCAGCAUGGAUGUCGAAACACAGGAAAUACGACAGGCUCGUCAACGUGCUUCCGUCAAAUGGCUGCUCUCGAAGGCGUUCAACAAUCGCGUGCCGGACAACCUCAAGGAGCCCUUCUACCGCGACCAUGAGAACCAGGAGCGCCUCAAGCCGCAGAUCAUCGUGGAGCUGGGCAAUGCCACGCUCUACUGCCAGACGCUGGCCAAUCUGUACUCAGAUCCCAACUACCAAAGCAUGAACCACUGGUCAAUAAUACAGACGCUAGCGCGCAAGGGAGUUCCCGUGGCCGAAUCCGCGGACAUGCCCAUUACCGAAACGGUAUUAAUUCAAACAAAUCCGCUGCGAAUUAACGCCCACAUGUCUGUGAUAGAAUCGCUGAUGGUUUUGUAUGCGAAGGAAAUAUCAUCGGGUGACCGCGUCAUGGCGGCCAUACGAAGAAUAUCUGGCAACAACUAUCAGGCGCCCACUGGCCAGUCCUACGAGCAAGCUCUGCUGGGCUGGAUUUCACAUGCAUGCGCCGCUCUGAAAAAGCGCAUUAUCAAGGAGGUGGACGCUGGGCUGCCCGACGAUAAUGGUUCUCGUCUGCAGACGCCGGAUAUACCACCUGUAAGGGACUUCCAGGAUCUGUGCGAUGGCAUCUGUUUGGCGCUGCUCAUCUCGUACUACUGCCCAAAGGUGGUGCCGUGGACGAGUGUGCGGAUUAACUAUUUGCCCGCCGUCGAGGACUCUAUUCACAACAUCCUGCUGGUCUGCAAUUUCUCGCAGAAGCAUCUGCCCUACACCGUGAUGCAUAUGACGCCCGAGGAUGUGACCUACAUGCGCGGAUCCAUGAAACUAAAUCUGGUAGUGCUGCUGACGGAUCUGUUCAACCUAUUUGAGAUACACCCAGCCAAAUGUGUUUGUUACCCCGGCAUGGAUGGUCAGGUUCCGCACUCGAAUUCAUUUGGCGGCGGCUUAAAUCGCAGAUCAACCCCGCCCAACGAAUACCAGACGGUUCAGUCAAAUAAUUUUGACGGUAAUCAUGCCGAAGCCUUCGUGGUGCACAAGUCGCGUGGCAUCACCACACUCGCCUCCAUGCACUCGCAGCAGCAGCAGCAGCUCCAUCAGCAGCAACAGCAUCAGCAGCAAUACCAUCAGCAGCCACUGCAGCAGCACCCGUCCCAGUCGCAGCUCCAAAUCCAACAGCAGGAGCCCUUGGUUCCGGCUCGCUUGCGCCAGGCUAAAGAAAAGACCAAUGUUGAGUCGAAGGCGGACGAGAGAGGCGAUUUUGUCGCUGCGGGUCGACCAAGUAACUGGGAACAGAGCCGCCGGCCAAGCUUUGCAGGUCGUCGCUCGCGCAGAAACUCCUCCAGCGAGGACUCCCAGCUGACCAUUGAGAACUUUGGUGGCUCGCAGGAUCAGCUGAAUACGCUGGGACGAUACGAACGCGACAGGGAACGCAAAUUGUCCAACACCAGUGUGGGCAGUUAUCCAGUUGAACCCGCUGUGGCCGUUCGCUCUUCAAUUGCCGAUGCUAGGGGCACGUUGCAGUUGGGUUACGAUACGGACUCUGGCUCUGAGAAGCAGGAUCGCGAAACGGAAAAGUAUUCGAUGCGCCGGCAAGUCAGUGUCGACAAUGUGCCCACGGUGUCGUCGCACAAUCUUUCGAAUGCGGGCAGCCCGUUGCCGGUGGCUAGGCACAAGCAACAUUCCAGCGACAAAGACUACAGCAGCAACAGCGGCAUGACACCAGAUGCAUACAACGAUUCCCGCUCCACCAGUGGCUACGAUCCGGAGAGCACGCCCGUUCGCAAGUCCUCGACGAGCAGCAUGCCAGCAAGUCCGGCUGCUUGGCAGUUGGAUGUGGGAGACGACGAUAUGCGCUCGCUGGAAAACGCCAGCAAGUUGUCCACCAUUCGAAUGAAACUGGAGGAGAAGCGGCGGCGCAUUGAGCAGGACAAGCGCAAGAUCGAGAUGGCUUUGCUGCGGCACCAGGAGAAGGAGGACUUGGAAUCGUGUCCGGACGUGAUGAAGUGGGAGACCAUGAGCAACGAAUCAAAGCGCACGCCUGAUAUGGAUCCCGUGGAUUUGGACAAGUACCAGCAAAGUAUCGCCAUUAUGAACAUGAAUCUGCAGGAUAUCCAGCAGGAUAUCCACCGCCUGGCCACGCAGCAAAGCCAAAUGCAGGCGCAGCACCUCCAAGCCCAACAGCUCAUGCAGGCUCAGCAAAUAGCCAACAUGCUGAACCAGCAGCAGACCUAUGGGUCGCAGCAGCACCUGGCUGAUCACCAUUACCAGCAGCAGAGACCCAUGCAGCAAAGCUUUGGUUCAUCGCCCCAUCUUCCGCAGGCCUACAACGCCCCAGUCAGCGCAUACAGCUCCCGUCCGCCCAGUCGCGAUCCCUACCAGCAGCAGCUCCACCAUCAGCAGCAGCAGCCCAUGCCCAUGCCGCAACAGAUGCAGUACGUCAACGAGCAUGGGCAGUAUAUGUCGCCGCCGCAGCCCGCACACUACAUGCCGCAGCAGGCACAACAGCCGCAAAGCAUUUACAGCGACAACGGGGCGGCGUACAAUCACAGUAACCACUCGCCAUACGGCGGAGGUCCACAGUAUCGGAGCAGCGUUGUGUACGACGAUUACGGGCAGCCCACCAAUCACUUCUACCUGCAUGAGUCAUCGCCGCAGCCUCAAGCUCAUCCGCAUCCGCAGCGCAGGACUUGGGCUCACUCCGCAGCAGCCGCCGCUUAUGAACAACAGCAACAGAUCCAGCCUUCCCUGGUGGAUGUGAAUGCCUGGCAGACGCAGCAGCACCAAAAGCAGAAGCAGACCUGGAUGAACAGGCCGCCCUCGAGUGCGGGAGCCCCGAGUCCUGGCAGCUUUAUGCUUCACCAGAACGGAGCAGGAGGUGGUGGCGGUGGUGGUGGCGAGCUACAGCACCUGUUUCAGGUACAGGCUUCCCCACAGCACGGCCAACGUCAGGUUAGUGGAUCGAAUGGCGUGCAGCGCCAGCAGUCGCUGACCAACUUGCGAGACAAUCGCUCGCCCAAGGCACCACAAAACAUGGGAAUGCCCAUGGGUAUGCCGAUGCAGCAGGAGGACAUGAUGGCACCGCAGAGUAUUUGCUUCAUCGGUGACGAGGAGGAUGUUGAUGAGCUGGAGCGGAACAUCAUCGAAUCUAUGCAGUCAACGCACGUCUCCGACUUUGUACACCAACAGCAGCAGCAGCACCAGCACCAACAGCAACUUCAGCAGCAACAUCGGUUGCAGGGGCACAGCGGACGAGGCAGCAGCUCGGAGGAUUAUGACAGCGGGGAGAUGAUCUCCAACAAGCUGAACAUCACCAGCGGCAAUCUCACCUAUCGCAUACCCUCGCCAUCCCGUCCCUCCAUCCAAGCCAACAGCUUCCAGGAUCCCCGAGCCAUGGCAGCGGCUUCCGGUGGCGAGGACCAGCCGGCCGAGAAGGGUUUCUACAUCUCCUUCGACGAUGAGCAGCCCAAACGACCCAAGCCACCUCUGCGCGCCAAGCGAUCGCCCAAAAAGGAGUCUCCACCGGGAAGUCGGGACAGCGUCGAUAACCAGGCGACCCUGAAACGCGAAUCGCUAAGUCAUCUGCACAACAACAACAAUAUUGGAUUCGCAAACGAUGAUGUCAACAGCAAACCGGUGACCAGGCACAGCAUCCAUGGCCUAAACAACUCCAACAGUGUCAAAACUCCCGGAAAUGCCACGUACAACAAGUACACGGAUGAGCCGCCAAUCCAAUUGCGCCAGUUGGCCGUUUCGGGAGCAAUGUCACCAACUAGUAACGAUCGUCAUCACUUGGAGGAUGUCAGCAAUCAGUCACCGCAGCAGACGCAGCAACCAAUGUCGCCCACGCGACUCCAACAGAGUAGCAACAACGCAGAGGCGGCCAAGAACAAGGCGCUGGUCAUCGGAGCAGAUUCCACCAAUUUGGAUCCGGAAUCUGUUGAUGAGAUGGAGCGGCGCAAGGAGAAAAUCAUGCUGCUGUCUUUGCAACGUCGCCAGCAACAGGAGGAGGCGAAGGCGCGCAAAGAGAUUGAGGCUUCCCAGAAGCGAGAAAAGGAACGCGAAAAGGAGGAGGAACGAUCGCGGAAAAAGGAGGAGCAAAUGGCACGGCGAGCGGCCAUUUUGGAGCAGCACAGACUCAAGAAAGCCAUUGAAGAGGCCGAGCGAGAGGGUAAAACCCUGGAUCGGCCCGAUCUGCACGUGAAGCUGCAAUCGCAUUCAUCCACCUCAACGACCCCACGGCUGAGGCAGCAGCGCACCACGCGUCCCAGGCCUAAGACAAUUCACGUGGACGAUGCCAGCGUGGACAUAAGCGAGGCUUCAAGCAUCUCUAGUCGGGGCAAAAAAGGCUCAAGCUCGAAUCUAACCGGCUACGGUCAACUAAGCUCAAAUUCAAUGAAAAGAGAUUACUACAGGGGCUCGCAAGACUCCCUCACUGUAAAAGAGCCAGCCGGCGUAGAAAGGGGCCGCACUCUGUCGCGUAUCUCCGUCGCUAAGGGCAGCACGCUUAAUUUCCGGGGCCGAAAGUCCAAUUCGCUAAUGAAUCUGUGCGACACAGAUUCGGGACUGGGACGCGCCACUCCGCCGAGGCGUGCUCCGUCGCCUGGAAUGGGAAUGGGCGCUUCAGGUAGGCAUAUGCCAUCUCCCUCCGGACCGGGCUCAUUGCCGCCAGGUUUGAUAUCGAAACGUCGCGGAUUUGAUGAUGGAUCCAGCGAUUUCUCUUUAACUCCGAAUUUGAACAUGGAAUAUUCGGGUCCUAAACUCUACAAACAACCAGCGGCCAAAUCGAAUCGUGGAAUCAUCCUGAAUGCCGUUGAAUACUGUGUUUUUCCCGGCGUUGUCAACCGCGAGGCCAAACAGAAAGUGCUGGAGAAGAUUGCGCGCUCGGAGGCGAAGCACUUCCUGGUACUCUUCCGCGAUGCUGGCUGCCAGUUCCGCGCCCUCUACAGCUACCAGCCCGAAACGGACCAGGUGACCAAGCUGUAUGGUACUGGGCCUAGUCAAGUCGAAGAAGUCAUGUUCGACAAGUUUUUCAAAUACAACUCAGGAGGCAAGUGCUUCUCGCAAGUGCACACAAAGCAUCUGACAGUGACCAUCGACGCCUUCACAAUACACAACUCCCUGUGGCAGGGCAAGCGGGUGCAGUUGCCCAGCAAAAAAGACAUGGCGCUUGUAAUCUAAGCGGUGGGCUGAGAAUUUUGAGUGGCAUCUCGAUUCGGAUGCAGGAGGGAGGCAGCAGUGGAGCGGUUUGGCCAACAACGGGCGCUUGGCGCGGU